This is a messenger RNA of Columba livia (rock pigeon), 2495 nucleotides long. Its product is annotated as aldehyde dehydrogenase family 3 member A2. NCBI's taxonomy places the organism in Eukaryota, Metazoa, Chordata, Aves, Columbiformes, Columbidae. The coding region runs from base 173 to 1642 and encodes 489 amino acids. Gene Ontology annotation, biological process: aldehyde metabolic process. The transcript has 11 exons. Gene Ontology annotation, cellular component: cytoplasm. Gene Ontology annotation, molecular function: 3-chloroallyl aldehyde dehydrogenase activity; aldehyde dehydrogenase (NAD+) activity. The record is from RefSeq and is a predicted model, not a curated record.
UGUCUCUGGGUAAAGGGCGGUUUGUGUUUGGCAAGAGCCCUGGGCCCGGGCCAGCUCUGCGCUCGUGGGAGGAGAGAUCGCUCCGAGCCGCGUCAGGGGAAGGGCUUGCGCCUGCUCGCGCUCGCUGCAGGAGAACGGCACAGAGAGAGGCUCCUCUGAAGCGUGAGCGGCCAUGGAGAGGAUGCAGCGGGUCGUCGGGCAGGCGAGAGCCGCCUUCAGGUCCGGCCGGUGCCGCUCGCUGGAGUUCAGGUUGCAGCAGCUGAAGGGCCUGGAGCGGAUGGUGCGGGAGAGGGAGCAGGAGAUCCUGGCAGCCAUCCAUGUGGAUCUGCACAAGAGCGGGCCCAACGCAUUCAACCAUGAGAUCCUGGGCUUGCUGGGGGAGCUGGCCCUGGCCAUGGACAAGCUGAAGUCCUGGGCAGCCCCCCAGCCCGUGAAGAAGAACCUGCUGACGCUGCGGGACGAGGCGUACAUCUGCCCCGAGCCGCUGGGGGUGGUGCUGAUCAUCGGCGCCUGGAACUACCCCUUUCUCCUGGUCAUGCAGCCUUUGGUGGGGGCCAUUGCAGCAGGCAAUGCUGCAGUGGUGAAGCCGUCGGAGAUCAGCGAGAACACGGCUCGGCUGGUGGCCGAUCUCCUCCCCCAGUACCUUGACCCGGAGCUGUACCCCGUGGUCACUGGAGGAGUACCUGAGACCACAGAGCUGCUCAAGGAGCGGUUCGAUCACAUCCUCUACACCGGCAACUCCGCCGUGGGCAAAAUCGUGAUGGCAGCGGCCGCCAAGCACCUGACGCCCGUCACCCUGGAGCUGGGCGGGAAGAGCCCCUGCUACAUCGACAAGGACUGUGACCUGACUGUCGCCUGCAGGCGGAUAACGUGGGGGAAAUACAUGAACUGUGGGCAAACGUGCAUUGCCCCGGACUACAUCCUCUGCGACCCGUCCAUCCAGAGCAAGGUGGUGGAGAACAUCAAGGCGACUCUGCAGGAGUUCUAUGGGGAAGAUGUGAAGUCGUCUCCGGAUUACGAAAGGAUCGUCAACAAGCGUCACUUCCAGAGGAUCGUGGGCCUGCUGAAGGGGCAGAAGAUCGCUCACGGGGGAGAGGCUGAUGAGGCCACCUGCUUCAUAGAACCGACCAUCCUCACCGACGUUUCUCCAGAGUCAAAGGUGAUGGAAGAGGAAAUCUUUGGACCGGUCCUUCCCAUUCUGACCGUGAAGAGCGUGGACGAAGCCAUUGAGUUCAUCAACUGUCGGGAGAAGCCCCUUGCCCUGUACGUCUUCUCCAACAACAAGAAGCUGAUCAGACGGGUGAUAUCGGAGACCUCCAGUGGCGGCAUGACGGCCAACGACGUCCUCAUGCACUCCCUCGUUCCACACAUGCCCUUCGGUGGUGUGGGGAACAGCGGGAUGGGCGCCUACCACGGCAAGCACAGCUUUGACACCUUCUCCCACCGCCGCGCCUGCCUGAUCAAGGACCUGAAGAUGGAGAGUACGAACAAACUGCGGUACCCUCCUGGCAGCCAGAAGAAGGUGGAUUUGGCCAAGUUCUUCCUCCUGAAGCGGUUUAACAAGGGCCGAGUGGCAUUGGUGAUCUUGGCCGUGCUGGGGAUCGUGGCAGCGGUGGUGGCAAAGAUGGUGUCCGCUGGAUGAGAGGGGUGACCAGCACCCAGCAGCAUGCCGGACCCGUAACCCAUCACUCACGCCUUGCAGUCCUCGUGCUGAACGUUCUUUUCUGCAAUUUCUUUUCUUCCGAGGCAGCCAACGCACUGAAGAGGUAGAAGCAAGUAAAACACACCUAAAGCAGAGAAGCUCUGACGUGGGCGUUCCUGUUGCUGCUGAAACUCCAGAAUUGAUGCAGACAUACAACUGGUCGUGCAGCAGCAGGUGGAAGGGGGCAGAAUCUGUCCCGCUCUGCAAACAUGAGCCCAGCUGAAAGCUCUUGCGGAAUCAUUUGCCACAAGGAUAUCAAAACAAAGCCAGUUGUUACUGAGCCCAUUGUCUACGUAAGGUCUCACAUGAUCCCCAUCAAAAGCUGUUUCACAACGUUAAGCCUAACAAGGUGUGGGUCUUACUGGUGGGGACAGUCCAGGCUCGUUGUCCCCAGCAGAGAGGGAAAGAGCCUCUGGGAGCCUGCAGCAUCCCAGCCUUGACAGGACUCUCGACAGGGUGAUGUCUCAUUGUAGGGGACCGACAUGUGCACAGGCUCCCUGAGGUGACAACCAAAGUCUUCUGAACGGUGGCCACACUCUGCCCAAGGACUCAAGGAGCACCAGGGAGUGUGGCACUGCUGGUGCACUGUGUUUGGGGCUGCUGGGGACAACAACAGGGGCAUUAGUGUGAUCAGAGCCCCAGGUCUGGGAAGUCCUUGGUCUGAGCAGCCAGCCGUCUCAUCUGUAAUUUAAUUUUGAUUUUUUUACUGGUUUACUGGUGGGCUUUUACCUCUGAACGUGUAACUGACGGCUGACCUUGAGCCUCGCUGAAUAAACCCCGUGUGUCACUGUGA